AUGGCUGGGCUGCUCGCAUUUAUCACCAUGGAUCGCAUGGACGCUGGGCUUGCCGGACUGUCGCUUUCGUAUGCACUUAAUUUUACCGACCACAUAAUGACACUCGUAUGGUAUUACUCUGCCAGCGAGAUAAACUUGAACUCGGUCGAGCGAGUUAUCGAGUACUUGAAUAUUGAGCCCGAAGCGCCAUGGCCGACCGACGGGCGUAUUAGUGUCGAUAACCUGGAGCUCAAGUACGACGAAAACCAGUCACCUCCGCGUGAAAAGAUAGGCAUUGUUGGGCGCACAGGUGCUGGCAAGACCACACUGACUCUGGCCAUGUUUAGAUUUAUGGAGGCCAGCGCAGGUCGGAUCAUGGUGGAUGGAAUUGACAUAUCGCAGGUUGGUGUGGGCGACUUGCGCUCACGGCUGACCAUCAUCCCGCAAGACCCUGUUUUGUUUACAGGCACUAUCCGCAGCAACCUGGAUCCGUUUAAUGAGCACGGUGAUGACAAGCUGUGGCUGGCACUGCGUCUGACGCUUGGCCAUACAAUCACUGACUUGGACAUGGCAGUCACCGAGAAUGGAUCCAAUUUCUCGCAGGGCCAGCGGCAGCUGAUUGCGCUAGCGCGCGCUCUGGUCAAGCACACUCGCGUCAUUAUCCUGGACGAGGCCACUGCAUCUGUCGACUUUGACACAGACACCCGUAUUCAGACCACCAUCCGCAACGAAUUCGCAGACUCGACAUUGCUAUGCAUUGCCCACAGACUGCGCACGAUUGUUGAUUACGACAAGAUGCUGGUGCUUGAUCAGGGCAAAAUUAUGGAGUACGACACGCCGUACAACCUGCUGUCAAAGAGCGAGGGACUUUUCAAGCACAUGUGUCUAAAGUCUGGCGAGUACGACUACUUGUUCUCGGCGGCCAGCGCAAGCAUCACAGUGGUACUAACGAGACGAUUUUGUCGGCGUAGGUAA
Kickxella alabastrina is the source of this 954-nucleotide messenger RNA. RefSeq names its product P-loop containing nucleoside triphosphate hydrolase protein. Gene Ontology annotation, cellular component: membrane. The record is from RefSeq and is a predicted model, not a curated record. Gene Ontology annotation, molecular function: ATP hydrolysis activity; ATPase-coupled transmembrane transporter activity; ATP binding. NCBI's taxonomy places the organism in Eukaryota, Fungi, Kickxellomycota, Kickxellomycetes, Kickxellales, Kickxellaceae. The transcript is spliced from 4 exons. Gene Ontology annotation, biological process: transmembrane transport. The coding region runs from base 1 to 954 and encodes 317 amino acids.